Messenger RNA from Daphnia carinata, 2932 nucleotides. RefSeq lists its product as uncharacterized. Gene Ontology annotation, cellular component: phosphatidylinositol 3-kinase complex. Gene Ontology annotation, molecular function: 1-phosphatidylinositol-3-kinase regulator activity. The record is from RefSeq and is a predicted model, not a curated record. The coding region runs from base 505 to 2001 and encodes 498 amino acids. Gene Ontology annotation, biological process: phosphatidylinositol phosphate biosynthetic process; intracellular signal transduction. NCBI's taxonomy places the organism in Eukaryota, Metazoa, Arthropoda, Branchiopoda, Diplostraca, Daphniidae. The transcript is spliced from 4 exons.
CCGACGAGUCAACUAGCACAUCUCUCUGCUCUCUGCUUUCUCUCUAUCUCUUUCUCUCUCUCUCUCUCUCUUCGUCUCUCUCCACGUUUGUUUUUUUUUUGGUGUGUGUGUGAGCGCUUGACUUCUUUGACGUGUCCCACACACACACACACGGACUAAGUUUUUUUUUUGGUUUUUUUUUUCUUAAUUAGAAAAAAGAAAGAAUGCAAUUGUUUAUUUAAUAUGUGAAGCGCGCGUGAAGGUCUGCAAAGUGAUUCGGGUGCAUUUUGGGAUUACGUCAUUAGUGUGUUGUGUCAUCUGAUUGGCGUUUUUCAACAAAUUCAGGUUGGAAUAUCAAAAAUUCAAAAGAAAUUGGCGCUUUUUUUGCUGCGGACGUCCAACAAAACUAUCGUGUUUUAUCAAUCGAUUUGACAGCUUUUCUUUUGCAUCGUUGCACCUCAGCAAAACGAAAAAAUCAAACAAACAAAAAAAAACAAAAAAAAACAAAACAAAACAAAUUGAAACAUGUUGGGAGAUGGCAGCAGCAGCAGCAGCACCAGCACCAGCCAAGGUAGCGGAGGAGCUUUCUCUUGUUCUUCAUCGGCAGCAUUGCCGCCAGCUAGACGCCAUCACCAGCAGACAGCUGCUUCUGCUGCUGCUGCUGCUGCUGCGGCCGCUAUUGUUGCGGCCUCUACUUGCUGGAGCCCCACCAAUCCAUUCAACGUGCUGGCCAGCGGCGGCUCAGUCGUCGUUCCAUCAACGGCCUCGGAGGAAGCGACAGUAGAAGCGGCUGCCGUACCGCCGCAUUUCACCUACGCCAACGCGUGCACGACGACGCAGCCGAUCCAGCAGCGCAAACGGCCCGGCUGUUCGUGCGAUCACGACGACUACCAGUCGGUUCACGCGACGUCGGGCGCAGCGGGCGCUGCCUAUUACGAUUAUCCGCUAGCGGGCGAUUGCGAGCACGUCGAGCCGCUCGACUUGUCGCUGCCCAAAGUGAAGGUGCGUCAACACUGGUCGGGCGGAUCCAUCGUGCAAGUGAACGAGUCGACCAUCAUCAGCAUAGACAGACGGCCGGACGCGCUGGCCGAUCUGUGUUGCAGUGGUUGUGCUCCGUCCGACGUGGCUGGCCGUUCGCCGUCGAGACUGAACGUGUCGGUGGUGACUGUGCCGCAUCAGAGGCCGUCAUGCUGGACCUCGUCGUCGGCUUUCCAGCAGGCGACGAUCGAUCGACAUCCGUUCCGGCUCCAGAUUGAGAUCCCGUUCGGUGCUAGUGACGAGAAAGCGUUGCCCGGCUUCUUGCGUCAUCCUCCUCCUCCCCACCGACGGAAGUCUGUGCACACGUCUAACAAUAACAAUCCGCUUGCUUCCAGUUGCAGCAACAGCAACAGCAGCAGCAGCGGCGGCGGCGACGCGUUGCCAUUGCAUCCGCCGGAAAUUGCCACCUCCGUCAUGACGGACGUGGCACGAGAAGACGACGAUUUGCAACGCUUGUCUAUUGUGGCACACCAACUCCGCCUCUCCGGAUAUUACUACGGCCACCUUUCUUGGAAAGAGUCGAUGCAACUCUUGCAAAACACAAAGGUGGGAACAUUUUUAGUUCGUGAUUCUUCAGAUGCCCGGUACCUGUACGCCCUGAGCCUUCAAACUGACAAGGGUCCAACUAGCGUGCGAAUUCAUUACUCGAGUCGAGGAUUCCGACUGGACGCUAGCAACACGGGAAUGGCCGACCACUUGCCGCGCUUUAGGACCGUCCUCGACCUGGUCGACCAUUACGUUGCCAAAUGGUCGCAAUGUCGUGACAAAGGACAGUUUUGGCUGGACAAUAGCGGGCAAGUCCACUCUGAAGUUGUUCUCAUCCGGCCUUUGAUGCGCGACUGCCCGCCGUUGAAACACCUGUGCCGGCUGGCGUGGAACUGUCGCCGAUCGACCAGUGCCAACUCGUCUUUGUCGCCAUCGUCUUCCGCCAACAUACCUCCCACCAUCAAGUCCUUUUUGAACGAGUAUCCCUUUCAGCAUUGACAUUUUUAUUUGAGCUCCACGUUUUGCAUUUUGCAUAUUUUUUUUUUUUUUUUUUUUUGAUGAUGAUACAAAAAGUGCAGGGCGAUAUAGUUUGUUUUUUUUUUCCGGAAAGGGACAAAAGAAUUUCAACAUUCCUUUUUUUUUUUUUUAAUUAUUAUUAUUAUUAUUUAUGUGGGUUUGUUUAUUUACGGUUCACAAAAGUCAAUCCCGUUUUUCAACUGUUUUUUUUUUUUUUUUUUUUUUUUCCUUUCGACCAAUCGUCAAUUGUCGUAUGGAGGAAAGAAAAAAAUAGAUUAAAUGCGCGAUGUUGUUUGUUGAAACAUCCCCCGGCCAAAAACAAAAAAAACAAAAACAAAAAAAAAACGACACAGUGCAUUCAUUUUAUUUGACGUCUUGUGUACAUAUGACGUCAUCAUUUCAUUAAUCGUCCCGAUAUGUAAGCAUUGCAUUUCAUAGACGCUAUGCGUCAACGAGCUUUUUUUCCUCCCUCUUUUCAUCGCUGUAUUUUUUUUUUUCUUUGAUUCUCGUACAUGUUUUAUGUCUACGUGCCCGACAAACACACAAAAACAUCCCUGCCAACAAUGCGCUAUUUCUUUUUUUAUUUUUUUUUAUCCCCUCCCCCCCCCCCCCCCGAAAAUUUUAUUUGAUUUAAAAGAAAAGAAAGAAAAAAAAAAUUUUUUGUAUUUUGAUUGAGAAAUUUUUUUUUUUAAAUCUUCUCUUUUAAAUUAAUUGUAUAUCUCCCCCCCCCCCCCCUCAACCCUGCGGCGUUUAAUUGUUUUUCGUGUUUCCUUACUACCCCGGCUCAUCCGCAACACAUGAUUUCUGAAAUUUCGUUGGUAAACGUGUAUUUUCUUUUCUUUUUCUUGUCACCAAAACACACACACAAACGCAGAGAAAAAAAAAAAAAGGAAAGAUUUCAAUGACCGAUGUU